Messenger RNA from Cydia fagiglandana, 1205 nucleotides. RefSeq lists its product as uncharacterized. The record is from RefSeq and is a predicted model, not a curated record. The transcript has 2 exons. The coding region runs from base 198 to 1094 and encodes 298 amino acids. Lineage: Eukaryota; Metazoa; Arthropoda; Insecta; Lepidoptera; Tortricidae.
UCAUGGCUGUACUAAUUGUACUUUAUAAAUCAUUUAAUAAUGAAUACAAAUGUCUUUAAUAUCAGUGAUUGUUUUAAUUAACAAUAAUAACAUAACAUGGCGCUGCGGACAUAAGAAUCACAACGGUAUGACAAAUAUAAUAAAACUAUUGGGACUAGAGAAAACUUUUGUAUGGGACGCCAUUUUCUAUCAUAAAAAUGGACAUGUUACGACCACCAGCACCCCUGAAUCUCUCAGGAAACAACAUUAAACAAGCUUUCAAUGAUUGGAAACAGAAAUUUCAACUGUAUUUUGAGGCGAGUGGUGCGGCAGAAAGACUAUCGGAAAAACAGCAGUGUGCACUCCUGCUGCACAGCGUGGGCGAUGAAGGCCUCAGGGUAUACAACACAUUAGAAAAUAAAGAGAAAUUAACCUAUCAAGAAAUACUUAAGGGAUUGGAAGAACACUGUAGUCCACCAAGCAAUGAGACUUAUAAUAGACACAUAUUUUUUAAUAGGAAGCAAAAAACUGGGGAAAACAUAGAAGACUAUGUAACAUCACUUAAAAAACUGAGUUUGGAUUGUAAUUUUGAAAAACUAAAGGAUGGACUAAUUAGGGAUCAGAUUAUAAUAGGGUUAAUUGACAACGAACUAAAGGAAGACCUACUCAGUGUAACGGAUUUGACCUUGGAGAAAUGCAUAAAUAUGAGCAGAGCAGCUGAAACUACAAAAGCUCAAAUGGAAACCAUCAAGAACAAAAAUGAAGUAGCAAGAAUAGAAGUGGGAGCGGGACAAAGAAGAACCAUGAAAAAGGAGCACUCCAGUGAUAAAAGGCAGCCCUCCAGGAGCAGAACCAGAGACCAGUCGUAUAGCAGACAGCAGGGUCAAGCGUACAAUAGAGACCAGUCCUAUAGCAGACAGCAGGGUCAAGCCUACACCAGAGACCAGUCGUGUGGCAGACAGCAGAAUCAAACAAACACCAGACGAUCUUGUGGCAAGUGUGGCAGACAACACGGAUAUGCGAAGUGCCCAGCAUUCAACAAGAAGUGUGUGAAGUGCGGCAAAUACAAUCACUUUGCGGCUAUGUGCCUAAAUAAAAUGUGUGGCUCUGUCUAGGUGAACUUCCAUAUGAAUAUAAAAUAAAAUUACAAGACAAUAAUGUACCAAUUGCUGAGCGACCCCGGAAAAUACCAUUUCAAUUAGAAGAAAAAGUUAAAACUGAGCUGG